Molecule: messenger RNA, 1051 nt
Organism: Chanos chanos (milkfish)
Lineage: Eukaryota; Metazoa; Chordata; Actinopteri; Gonorynchiformes; Chanidae
Gene: psma1
Product: proteasome 20S subunit alpha 1
Exons: 10
Coding region: 36-824 (262 amino acids)
Biological process (GO): ubiquitin-dependent protein catabolic process
Cellular component (GO): proteasome core complex, alpha-subunit complex; proteasome core complex
Source: RefSeq, a predicted model, not a curated record
AAAGUGUUGGAUAGGCGGCUGAUUUAGAGGCAGACAUGUUCCGAAACCAGUAUGACAAUGACGUCACUGUAUGGAGUCCACAGGGACGCAUACAUCAGAUUGAAUAUGCUAUGGAAGCAGUGAAACAAGGCUCCGCAACAGUGGGGCUUAAGUCACACUCCCAUGCAGUUCUUGUAGCACUUAAGAGGGCUCAGUCUGAGCUGGCAGCUCAUCAGAAAAAGAUUCUCCAUGUUGAUAAUCAUGUGGGAAUUUCCAUCGCCGGCCUGACUGCUGAUGCCAGACUCCUGUGCAACUUUAUGCGGCAGGAGUGUCUGGAUUCCAGGUUUGUGUUUGACCGGCCUCUUCCCAUAUCUCGGCUUGUUUCGCUCAUUGGAAGCAAAACCCAGAUUCCCACACAAAGGUAUGGAAGAAGGCCAUAUGGUGUAGGCCUCUUAAUUGCAGGUUAUGAUGACAUGGGACCUCAUAUCUUCCAGACCUGUCCCUCAGCGAACUACUUUGACUGCAAGGCCAUGUCCAUCGGAGCACGCUCUCAGUCAGCCCGUACUUACUUAGAGAGACACAUGGACAACUUCCUUGACUGUAAUCUGAACGACCUGGUUCAACAUGGCCUGCGUGCACUCAGAGAGACUCUUCCCGCAGAACAGGACCUCACCACCAAGAAUGUUUCCAUUGGAAUUGUGGGCAAAGACAUGGAGUUCACUAUCUAUGAUGACGACGAUGUUGCUCCUUUCCUUGAAGGUCUGGAGGAGAGACCCCAGAGAAAGGUUGUUCAGCCAGCUGAUGAACCAGCUCCAGCUGCCUCAGAUGAGCCAAUGGAGCAUUGAGAGGGCCAAAGAAACACGGUGGUUACACGUGAACCGCUGAUUCUUUGUUAUAUGUCAGACCUAUUUUGCCCAGAAUCCAAGGCAGCCUGUCUUUCACUUAACCUCUUUUGGUUGCUGUUCAGAGGAACAGCUGUGACAUUUAACCUACAUACAUGACAUGUACUUUGUGCUAAUUGCAAUGACUGUACGAUUUUUUUGGUUUUCUAUCUGUAUGGAGUUGAACUCAA